Paramecium sonneborni is the source of this 3229-nucleotide messenger RNA. NCBI's taxonomy places the organism in Eukaryota, Ciliophora, Oligohymenophorea, Peniculida, Parameciidae. The record is from the annotation of a GenBank genome assembly.
ACAUGAUGAAAAUCAUCAUUCGUUAUUGUUCACAAUGGGGUAACAUGAGUACUAAGACUUGUACUGUUAAUCCGAACAUUAAGGUGGCUUAAUUGAAAUAACAGAUUGCCUAACUUACAGAGAUUCGUGAAGAAGAUCAGACAUUGAUCCUAAAUGAAUACACUCUUGAAGAUGAUCAGCAUCUUUUUAAUUAUAAUCCUGAAGAUUGCCAAUUCAUUUAUGUGAAUAGGGAGAAUCAAGUAGUAGAAGAAGAAACUUCAGAAACAGAAGUCUUGGAAACUCAAAAAUGUUACAAUCGUAUGAAAGGAUAUGAAAAAUUGGGCAUUGUACAUGAAGACUCAGAGGAAGAAGAUGAGAGUCGCAAAAAAUCUUUAGGUAUGCAUAAAACCUAAAUGGAAAUUGCUGCUGAAUUCAUUAAGGUAAGUAUAGUGUUUCAAUUUAUCAGCUAGUAAAAUGCAAUGACAUUCCAGCAGUAAAAGCAAUGGUUAGCAAUCAUAAAAGUCCAUCUUUUGAUAUUAUUAAUGACAGAUAAUAUUGUGGAUUUAGCGGAUUCCACUAUGCAAACCUAAAUGGACAUGAAGAACUAGUUGCAUAUUUAAUUGAGGAGGGUGCUGAUAUAAAUUUUUGUACGAAAGAUAGAUAAUCCCCACUUCAAUUAGCUUUAAAAAAUUAAAAAAUAGAAUGUGCUAAACUUCUUCUAAAUAAGUAAGUUUGUGAUGUGAAUUAUUGUGAAUAAGGAAAGAGUGCAUUACAAUUGGCAGUUCAAAAAGGAGAAUUGGAUAUUGUAGAAUUGAUACUAAAACAUCCUUAAUUUGAUGCAUAGGCAGUUGAUUUAAGUGAAAUAAAAGGAGAUUAAUAUGCCACAUAAUUGGUGACUUAUCAUUGUCAAUAGAAAUCGAAUAAAACUUAAGAAUUGGUUAAACCUAAGGCUCAGAAAGGAUAUAUAAAGAAAGUGAAUGUGAUGAAGUUCUUUCAUUACAAACGUUACUUAACAUUAGACCCAGAAGCAGGUACCCUUUGUAGAUAUAAAACAGAAGGGGAUUGUCCUCUUAAUCCUAUUGAGAUGAUUGCAUUAUCAAAUGUAGUAUCAGUUUGGAAUCCAAAAAGAGAAUGGUAUAUGAAAAGUGAUCAUGAAUAUUUAAGUGUAAGAGAUAUUGAUUACUAUAUUUUAGGUCUCAUAUAAGAAGAGUGGAGUUGUGAUAUUGUUAUUUUGUUCAAAAAGUAAGAAUACAAUUCUGAGUUGGAAAAAGAGCCUUGAAGAUUCAAUUGUGUAUUACAAAGAAUCUGAAAGGAAAAUAGCAUAAUUGUCUAUAUAAGGAGACAUAAUGACAUUGAAUCAAUACAUAAGUAUUGGUGGUGAUGGACAAUUUAAUGUAAUAGCAGAUUCUCGAUGUUAAUCUUUGAAUGAUUAAGCUGCUUAAAAUUUAAAAAUGUAAGCAUAAUAAGUAUAAGAUUAAUUAUAAUAAUAAUAAUAACAAUAAUAAUAAUAAUAAUAAUAAUAAUAAUAAUAAUAAUAAUAAUAAUAAUAAUAAUAAUAAUAAUAAUAAUAAUAAUAAUAAUAAUAAUAAUAAUAAUAAUAAUAAUAAUAAUAAUAAUAAUAAUAAUAAUAAUAAUAAUAAUAAUAAUAAUAAUAAUAAUAAUAAUAAUAAUAAUAAUAAUAAUAAUAAUAAUAAUAAUAAUAAUAAUAAUAAUAAUAAUAAUAAUAAUAAUAAUAAUAAUAAUAAUAAUAAUAAUAAUAAUAAUAAUAAUAAUAAUAAUAAUAAUAAUAAUAAUAAUAAUAAUAAUAAUAAUAAUAAUAAUAAUAAUAAUAAUAAUAAUAAUAAUAAUAAUAAUAAUAAUAAUAAUAAUAAUAAUAAUAAUAAUAAUAAUAAUAAUAAUAAUAAUAAUAAUAAUAAUAAUAAUAAUAAUAAUAAUAAUAAUAAUAAUAAUAAUAAUAAUAAUAAUAAUAAUAAUAAUAAUAAUAAUAAUAAUAAUAAUAAUAAUAAUAAUAAUAAUAAUAAUAAUAAUAAUAAUAAUAAUAAUAAUAAUAAUAAUAAUAAUAAUAAUAAUAAUAAUAAUAAUAAUAAUAAUAAUAAUAAUAAUAAUAAUAAUAAUAAUAAUAAUAAUAAUAAUAAUAAUAAUAAUAAUAAUAAUAAUAAUAAUAAUAAUAAUAAUAAUAAUAAUAAUAAUUAUAAUAAUAAUAAUAAUAAUAAUCUCCUUCUCAUAAAACACUUUCUCUAGUCGAAGAAAACUUGGGAAAUGAGUAAUUUAAACAAUAUUUAAUAAAUUACACUGUAAUAAAAUAAAUUGGAUAAGGAGCAUUUGGUAGAGUAUUCUUAGUCAAAUACAAUCCAACUAAUUAGGUUUAUGCUAUGAAACAAUUAAAUAAAAGAAAAUUGUUAUAAAAAAAGUAAGUGAAAUUUGCAGUUACUGAAUGUGAUAUAUUGAAGUAAGUAGAUUCACCAUACAUAGUGAAUUUGUUUUAAUCUUUUUAAACCCUCAAUAAUCUUUAUUUAGUUAUGGAUUAUUGUGGUGGUGGAGAUCUAUCAUUCCAUCUUUAUAAACAUAAGACUUUUAAUGAAGCCACUUGUAAAAUAAUUAUUAGAUAAUUAAUGAAAGCAGUAGAAUACUUACAUAGUAAAGAUAUAAUCUAUAGAGAUUUAAAGCCUGAGAAUAUUCUCAUAGAUAAUGAAAAUAAAAUUAAAUUAGUUGAUUUUGGACUUUCUAAGUAAACUGAAAUGGGAAAAGCAAGAACUUUUUGUGGUUCUCCUGCUUAUCUUGCACCAGAAGUUCUAUCAUAAAAAGGAGCUGUACAAGCAACAGAUGUUUAUGGAAUAGGGACAGUUUUAUAUGAAUUACUUAUUGGUGAACCUCCUUAUUUUAGUGAGGAUUUGGAUACAUUAUAUAAUAAUAUCAGAAAUGAUAAUUUAGAGAUUCCAAAUAAGUUAAGCAGAUCUUGCCAAUCUAUAUUGCAAAGUCUAUUAUAAAAAGAGGCUAACAAAAGAAUUGGAUGUAAGAUUCCUUCACAAGUUAAUUGGAAUAUCAUUAAAUAACAUGAAUGGUUAGAUUGGGAUAAUCCAUAGGAAAAAGUUAGCUUUGGAUUGACAUAAGAAAACUUAGCUAAUGUUGUAAAGAAUUAUACUCAUGUAAUAUUAAAUGAUAUCUUUAGAAUUUGGGUGAUACUGAUUACACUGAUGAAAAUUAUAAAUUAAACAGAAUAGUUGGAUGGACUUUCGUGAGGGUUAAUUGA